Cyclopterus lumpus (lumpfish) is the source of this 5020-nucleotide messenger RNA. Its product is annotated as tensin-3-like. The coding region runs from base 70 to 4806 and encodes 1578 amino acids. Lineage: Eukaryota; Metazoa; Chordata; Actinopteri; Perciformes; Cyclopteridae. Gene Ontology annotation, molecular function: insulin-like growth factor binding. Gene Ontology annotation, cellular component: extracellular region. The record is from RefSeq and is a predicted model, not a curated record. The transcript is spliced from 30 exons.
GAGAAGGAGAAGAAGAAGAAAAAUCAAAGUACUCGCUUUCAGUUUUCAAAGGAAGUCCCGAGACUCAGCAUGGAGGAAGGAUACGAACUCGACCUGACGUACGUCACAGAGCGCAUCAUCGCCGUGUCCUUCCCCCGGGGGUGCACCGAGGAGAUCUACUCCCACAACCUGAAGGAUGUCACGCGGAUGCUCAAGUCCAAGCAUGCGGACAACUACCUGAUUAUCAACCUGUCGGAGAAAAGACACGAUCUCACCAAAAUGAACCCGAAGACUCUAGAUACAGGCUGGCCGGACAUGCACGCGCCACCUCUGGACAAGAUCUGCACCAUCUGUAAGGCCAUGGAGAGCUGGCUCAAUACCGACCCCCUCCACGUGGCGGUUAUACACUGCAGGGGCGGCAAGGGUCGUAUCGGCGUCGUCAUUUCAUCCUUUGUGCAUUUUACCGACGUAUCAGCCAGUGCUGAUCAGGCGUUGGACCGCUUCGCCAUGAGGAAAUACUACGACGAUAAGGUCUCGGCUCUGAUGACGCCUUCGCAGAAACGGUACGUUUGGAUCCUCAACAGCCUUCUGAGUGGCUCCAUGAAGAUCAACGCCUCGCCCUUGUUCCUGCACUGCGUCGUCAUCCACGGGAUCCCAAACUUUGACGCCGCCGGAGUAUGUCGUCCGUACAUCAAGGUCUACCAGGGAAUGCAGACCGUGUAUUCAUCUGGGAUCUAUCACAUUGGUCCAGGCCACAGAGGCCGCGUAUGCAUCACCCUGGAGCCUGCCCAGCUUCUGAAAGGAGACAUCAUGAUUAAAUGCUACCACAAGAGCGACGUUACUUCGGAGCGGGAAGUUGUUUUCCGGCUGCAGUUCCACACGGGAGCAGUGCAGGGCUACAACCUGAUGUUUGAAAAAGAGGACAUGGAGACCGCCAACAAAGAUCCCAGAUUUGCAGACUACGGUAAAGUGGAGCUGGUGUUCUCCGAGGGACCAGAGAAGAUCCCAGGUGCCGACAGGUGGCAAAACGGGGCCGAUGUUAUUGUGGACUACAACACGGCGGAUCCUCUCAUCCGCUGGGACUCGUACCAGAACAUCUGUGACGGCGAAGCGCCACGCUCUCAAGGCCUGACCCGGGACAAAGCCGCGACCAAGAGGAGCCCCGGCGGAGGAGAGGCGACGCUGGGCAGAGGGGCCCGCACCACCUCCGCCACCUCCAGCCCCGACCACAGCGACCACGCCCUCUCCGUCAGCAGUGACUCGGGCCUGUCCAGCACUUCGCUGUGGGCCGACAGACCCGCGCCCGUACCCGCACCUGCACCUACACCUGCCGCCAACACCACCACCGCUACCCCCAGCACCACCACCACCAGCACCACCCUCAGGCCUAACCAGGGCCCAAGCCAGCAGGAAAAGGUCCAGCUGAAGCGCCUUUUAAGUGGCUUCGGCCUUGAGGACCCCUCAUUGGGGGAGAUGGGUGAUCAAGGGCCAAGAGUGGUCAUCCAGCAGAUAGUCCCGGCGCUAGUGCACAUCAACGGAGACCCCAGACCCCGAGAGAGGGAAACGGACAUCCUGGACGAUGAGGUCAUCACGGGUCACGAUCUGCACAGCGUGGACAGCUUGGGCACCUUGUCGUCCUCCUGCCACAAGAGCAGCCAGAACUCCCUGCUGUCAGACGGCUUCGGGAGUCCCGGAGGAGAGGAGCAGCAACAGCAGCAGCAUCAAAGCCACAUCCAGCACCCGGCAGCCCCUCCCACAGAGGAGUACGAGAGGGCCUACGCUGAGGCCGUAAGGGGCUGCCUCGGCCCCAGGAGCAACUCUGUGGCCUCCGCUAAUCCCAGCGGCGCUCCCACGGCCAAGCAGCACGUCUACAGACAGGGCAGCUAUUCCACGCAGUCCUGGGUUCGCCAGCAGCAGAUGGUCGCCGCGCAGCAGUUCAUCUACAUGCCCGAGGAUGGGAACGACGCGGAGGGGUACCCGGGGAACAAGCAAGGGAGAAGCUCAGCUAAAGCAGGCCCGCCCACGGAGCCCCGGGGUCCCCCUGCACGGGACACGGAGGCGGACGCUCUGGGGAGCGCGGCGCCGCACGCCGAACGGGCAACGGUCAACAACAACAACAACAACAAGCGCGACGAGGAGUUCAAGUCGCUCACGAUGGACAUUGACCACUCCAUCGACCAGCUCAACCAGCUGAUCAUGGACCUGGAUCCCACGUUCGUGGCGGUUCCCGGCCACGGCGGCUCCCUCAAGAGGAGCGGCGGGACUCGAGCAAACGGCUCGGUCUCCAAAUGCUCGAAUGGCAUCGAUCGCCACUUCGGCGACAGUAACAACGCAGCAGCGGCCCUGAAAAACACACAGCAGACAGCUGUCCAGUCCAAUGACGGACUGGUGGGCGUCACGCGGAGUCAGUGUCGCCAAGGAAGUGACGUCACGGAUCGGUCGGGCUUCUGCAACUCGGGGUGGGGCGGGACGGAGGAGUACGGGGGCCAGCGGACGUACUCCCCCUGCGCGCCACAGUCCCAGCACCCCGUGCUGUACAGGACUGACAGUGCGGACUACAGGGCCCAGGGCUCAGAGAUGGACAGCGGGGUCGAGGCUGGGAGCGACAUGACUCCACCCACUCCCGCCUUCCCCAUCUCUCCACCAACGCCGUAUGUGCAAAGCAUGUCGGAAUUGACUCACCUCAGGCAAACGCCGUCUCCCAGCAUGCAGUCUUUCGGGGGCUACAGAAUGGACCACGAACCCCGAGGAUAUUCCGAGAUGAUCGGUCACGUCGGAGGCGGCGGUUUACCAGACUCCUCCGUCAACGGCCACAGGACGCUAAGUGCCACACACUCUGCUGCUGUGGUCGGGACCCUUCAGUGGACGGACAGUUCCUCCACGAGCCAGUCCUGGCCAGAGCAUCCCGUCCUGACCCGCCACACGUCUCUGAGCAGCUAUCCCUCGACCCGACAACCGCCGCCGCACUCCAUGUCGACGGACUACGGCCACCACUCUCCUCCUUUGCACCACCCCCACAUCCACCCAGCCCCCAACGCCCACAGCUCCCCCCGGAGCAGCCAGCUGAACCGAAUGGCUCGCUACGCUCUCAGCCGCAGUCCGGCUCAAAGCUUCGACGAGCAGGACGACUCGGGUCUCGGCUACGCCGCCGACUGUCCCAACGCCGCCGCCGCCGCCGCCGCCAGUCUGUUAGGAAACGGAGGCGUGGACCGGGAACUUUUGACGUCCGUGGAUGGGCGGAGUCAGCCACAGCUGCCCCAGAUCCAGAUGCUGCAGCCCCCGCUUCUGCCCGAGAAGAAGAGGGCGUCCGAUGGGGAGCAUUCGCUGGGCAGGGCGUCUCCGGCCCUCAGCGGGUUCUCGAGUCCCCACAGUGGGAGCUCCCUGAGUAUCCCCUUCCCCAACGUUUUGCCCGACCUCUCGGCCCAGACUCUGGGCACAACCUCACUCCUGCCAGAUGUACUGGCUAGCAAGCAAGCUACUGUCAAAUUUGUGCAGGACACAUCAAAGUUCUGGUACAAGCCAGAUAUCUCAAGGGAUCAAGCCAUUUUGGUCCUGAAGGACAAGGAGCCCGGUUGCUUCAUCGUGCGGGACAGCCAUUCCUUCAGGGGGGCCUAUGGGCUGGCUAUGAAGGUGGCUACUCCCCCGCCCUCAGUUCUCCAACAAACCAAGAAAGGAGGCGAUCUGGCCAAUGAACUGGUGCGCCACUUCCUGAUUGAGUGUACACAGAAAGGAGUGCGGUUGAAGGGUUGCCCCAAUGAGCCCUACUUUGGAAGCCUAACCGCGCUGGUCUGCCAACAUUCAAUCACCCCCUUGGCCCUGCCCUGCAAACUCAUCAUACCUGACCGAGAUCCUCUGGAAGAUGUUGUGGAGACGACCUCACAGUCGGUCACCAACUCCGCGGCCGAGCUGCUAAAACAAGGCGCAGCCUGCAAUGUGUGGUACCUGGGCUCCGUGGAGAUGGAGUCGCUGACGGGCGUCCAGGCGGUGCAGAAAGCCACCAGCAUGUCUCUGAGCUCCAACCCUCCCCCGACCUCCACUGUAGUCCACUUCAAGGUGUCCUCCCAGGGGAUCACCCUCACUGACAACCAGAGGAAGCUGUUCUUCAGGAGGCAUUACAAUGUCAACACCGUCAUAUUUUGUGCACUGGACCCUCAGGACAGAAAGUGGAGAACAGAUGGCUGCCCUUCAGCAAAGAUCUUCGGCUUUGUGGCGAGGAAAACUGGCACUUCCAUGGACAACGUGUGUCACCUGUUUGCAGAGCACGACCCCGAGCAGCCGGCGAGUGCCAUCGUCAACUUUGUUUCCAAGGUGAUGAUUGGCUCGCAGAAGACAGAGAACAUCGAGACCCCGGACGAGGAGCGGAAUUCCACCGGGUCAGGCCUCCAGACCCCGUCCAGCACCCACAGACCCACGGGACCCCUGAGACCUCCGCUUCACCCUUUCUUCCCCUCUGCCAAGUCGGAGGUGCUCCGGCGGGAGCAGCAGAAGAGAACGCAGAGCUUUAAAAUGGAGGCGCUCCCGGGACCACUCAUCACUGACCAACAAAACUUCUCUCUGGGGACCAAACAGGAGCCCGAGUAUGGUCCCUGUCGGAGAGAGAUCGAGAGCAUUCUCAGCAGCCUCAAGAUUACAGACAUUCUCAACCCCAGAGGUUUCCGCAUACCAAACUGUGACAAGAAGGGCUUCUAUAAGAGGAAACAGUGCCGUCCGUCCAAAGGCAGAAAGCGAGGCUUCUGUUGGUGCGUGGACAAAUACGGGCAGCCCUUGCCAGGUUUCAGUGAGAAGGAGCGAGGAGACGGCCAGUACUACAACUCCGAGAGCCAAUAGGAGCAGGGCAGGACGGAGGGAGGGAGUUGUUUCUUUUUUUUUUGGGUGAGAGCAAGAAGAAUUGUAAACAAAUGGAGACACUGAGGAUAUUGGGAGAGAGGUCAAGAGAUGGCUAUGCCAAUAAAUGGAUGUUUGCUAUUUCCAUCUGUUGCCUGUGGGACCUUUUUUCUUUUGUGAGGCGGAGCAAGGGGAACAAAGGAAGAGUACCAGGAGA